AUGCCUCGCCGCCAACUCCAACCUCCCAGCUCCAGUGGCGAAGAGUUUGAUGCUCCAUCCAGCGGAUCGUCGAGUUCGGAUGAGUCUGACCCCGAGAAUGAUCUCCUUUCUCGCGGUGGAACGGCACACCUCUUGACUAUCAGCUCAAAUCCAACAAGAGAAGAGUAUGACGAGGCUUUAAAAAAAGCACAGUUAUUGUGUGGCAAGCGCGAUAAGGAGGUUCGUCAACUUCGUGAAGAGUUGGCGACGAUCAAAGUCAACCAGCCGAAGCGCUCGCGACGUAGUCAAGGCAACAGUGGGUAUCCUCAAGUUAUUGCAAAGCACGAAGAGGAGAUCGCGUCAAUUGGUCGAAUGUUCAGCCUUACCUGCGAACUGUUCCUUCCGGACAACUACAAUACAGUCAUUACUAACAGUUCUCGUCCCCAACAGAGUCUCGUCAACAGCCCCCAGAGAUACGUUACAAAGGCGGCUGAGGAAGCUGGCGUCUUAUCGGAAAUAUAUGAGACGGUUCCCGAACGCUUUCACGGUUUGAUGAGGGAGCACAGUCAAUUCGGCGUCUUAUUUUGCAAUAAACACCGUAAGGUUCGCUCAACGUUUCUCAAAGAGCUUCGCGACAAGAUCAUUCCGAAGAUAUUUGGUGCCGAACUUCGUGAUGUUGCGAAUCAAAUCGGUGCUAGUCACGCUGCCAAGCGGGCAAGCAACAAUGACUUCCAGGAGCUUCUGCGUUGGGACAUGGCACGGAAUAAGUACCCCAAGUUCGCUCCUGUUUUAUAUGCUGCCCGAGAGUCGGACGGACGCCGUAUCGAUGAUCGAACGAAAGUUUUCAUGAACCCACAGCUUGUUUUGGCUCUCAAAGGUUUAUUGACUGGUGCUGCAUCAAUUACAAAGGUCGGCAAAUACGCAAAGCCGAAAACGCGUGCCACCUUGUGGGGGCUUCUUGGUGUGACGCCUGGUUCUAUUGCCGGCAUCGCCAUUCUGGUUUGUUUCAUCUUCUCUCCUGAUCCUGAGCUUUCCGCUGGGAAGGGAGCUGUGACUGGUAUCGACUACGGGAAAGAUUUUACCUUGUACAAGAUGUUUAUCAUCCAGAAACUCAACACUCCAUAUGGGAAAGUGCUAUUCGACCUCUACAAUCAAAUUAUCUUCGGAUCGGCUACAGUGAAUACGAUCGCGAAUGAUCCGGGAGAUGGGGACGAAAGCAGUGGCAUCGAGGAUGCAACCAAUCAAUUCCACACACUCUCCCUUGCCCCUGCUGAACUUGCUACUCACGGAAAUAUCGAACAAGUCGCCCUCGACACUCUUCCCACCAGUUCUAAUGCCGAACAAAGAAUCAUCAGCGCCGGACCAUCGCAGGAGCACAGCCCUAGCAAUCCGGUGUCUGUCGCACAGGAACAGCCGCUUUCAACAACACGUCAUGCAGCUCCAUCUACGUUGGUCACGCCAGAAGCCAGGGUUGUAGAGAAGUCAAAAAAAGGGAAGGCGAGGGAGAAGGGAACUGUUCAGGACACAGCGGCGGAGGUUGUUGAGGCUGUACCAGGUACUCGCAAGCCUCGCAAACCACGCGCGCGCAAAACUUAG
Laccaria bicolor S238N-H82 is the source of this 1575-nucleotide messenger RNA. RefSeq lists its product as uncharacterized. The record is from RefSeq and is a predicted model, not a curated record. The coding region runs from base 1 to 1575 and encodes 524 amino acids. Lineage: Eukaryota; Fungi; Basidiomycota; Agaricomycetes; Agaricales; Hydnangiaceae. The transcript has 5 exons.